Molecule: messenger RNA, 819 nt
Organism: Drosophila persimilis
Lineage: Eukaryota; Metazoa; Arthropoda; Insecta; Diptera; Drosophilidae
Exons: 2
Coding region: 35-772 (245 amino acids)
Source: RefSeq, a predicted model, not a curated record
AAGCAGUAAAGUCGUGUCUUGUGCCUGAUUAAAGAUGAAGUCCUGUGCUUUGAUUGCCGUUCUCCUGGCCCUGUCCCUGGGCCACUACCAAGGCGCCGAAGUGGCCGAACCGGUGGCUGUUGAGGGUCGCUCCGUGAGCAGCGAGAUCGUGGAGCUACUGGAGGUGUUUAGAGAUCUUCUGGAGACGGGCUAUGGACCCAUGCCGAAGCUGGCUCCCGCUGAGAUCAAGCACCAGCCCUUCCAAUUCAGCACCGGAGAGUUCAGCGCCAACGGAGAAAUCAACGACUUCGUGCUGGAGGGCCUAAACGGCUUCGAGGUGAUCAUCAUGAACGUCGACCUGAUCCGGAGUCGCGUCGACUUCGAGCUGAACUUCGGGAGCAUCAACUUCACGACCCUGUACCAGGCCGAUGUGGGCAGUGGGUAUCGGAUGAAGCGCGAAGGAGGCGCCUACAUGGCCCUGGAGGACUUCAACCUCAAGGGACGGAUCAGCUACUCGCUGGGCGUCAUCUCGAAGCAAAUGAAGGUCAAGAGCAUCCUCGUCUACCCCUCGGUGGGCAAUGUGGCGUCGGAGAUCGAGAACCUCUCCCAGUAUCGCAUCUUCAACCGCAAGCUAAACGAGGUCGUCGAGGAGUUCAUCACGCUGACGGUCAACGAAAACACCGACUUCGUGGCCAAUUGGCUCAACGAAAUGGUGACCCCCCUCUGCAACGACCUCAUCGGCGAUCGAUCCCUGAGCGAUCUCAUUGCCAUUAUUACCGGCGCAAAAAAAUAAUGCACGACUAAGAACCAAUAAAACCGAUCCAAAUUCCUCACUUUAAA